Messenger RNA from Astyanax mexicanus (Mexican tetra), 2370 nucleotides. RefSeq names its product zinc finger protein 883. The transcript is spliced from 5 exons. Lineage: Eukaryota; Metazoa; Chordata; Actinopteri; Characiformes; Acestrorhamphidae. Bases 174 to 2159 code for a protein of 661 amino acids. The record is from RefSeq and is a predicted model, not a curated record.
UGAACAUCUUGGGCGCUCCCAGACUCUAAACUCGGGCGGAUAAAGAGCACAGCUAGGCUAGUCUCGCUAAAGGCGAUGUUUACGGUCAGUGGGAUGGUUUCGGUGGGACAGGGUUAGCAGAUCGCAGCGGCUGUGUUGUUUUUUUAUCUCUAUAGAUUACGAUUUAGGCAGAAAUGGCGAAGUACGAGGUGUUUCAGAGCGAGACCGCGCUAAUCAUGAGUCUGCUGACCGAGGCGGCCCACGCUGAGAUCUGCGCGCUGUUCGGCUGUCAGGCGGAUUGGCCCGGGGAGCGCGGAGAUCCGCGGAGCGCGGGGGAGACUGAGGCUGAUCUCCGGACUGUACAACUCCGUGCUGUACUGGAGCUUCAAGCAAAGGAAGCAGUACGAAAAAUAUGCAGACUGUUUAAGUUCUGCAGUGUGGUGAAAGUGUCAAAAGCAGCAAAUCCUGACAGUGCUUUUGAGGCACUGCCAAUCGCAGGGCGUCUGAUGUUUCAGCAACCAAGGCUGGCAGCUGGUCCCUCUGAGAAUGCUCAAACAGGAGAGUCUGGAGUAUCUGCUACGGUAUCAGGGAAUGUACAGAAAAAGCAGGUUCUUUCUGCAUUACCAGAGAAAGCUCCUUCAAAGCUGGCAGCCAUACAAGUUGAUCAGAGCUUUGCCGCAGAGGAUGAUGACGGCGCUGGUUUUUUGGAAGAUGAUGUGGAAAAUCAGACAGUUGAAGGUGCAUCCACAGCUGCAAAUGCUGUAAAUGAUCAAACUCAAUCAGCUGAGCAAACUAACACCCAAGAAGAAAUGUCUACAGACAAGCAGACAUAUGAAUGCGAGAAAUGUGGAAAGACGUUUGUAAAGUGGCACAAUCUUGUGCAGCACAAGCGAAGACAUGCAGAACCAGCCCCUUACUCCUGUGAGAAAUGUGGAAAGAAGUACACAUUUCAGAAAGCUCUAGAAAGUCACCAGUUGACAGGUUGUGAAAAGAAAAAGGAGCUGCGUCCCUGCCAAACAUGCGGCAAGAGCUUCGUUGACCUGGAGAGUCAUGAACGCAUCCAUUUGCAAGUGAAGCCAUUCCUUUGCGGCGUAUGUGGAAGAGGCUUCACUCUAGAGUACGUCCUGAAGGCACACCAGCGGCUCCAUACAGGCGAGAAGCCGUACCAGUGCGAAUUAUGUGGCAAGCGCUUCACUCAGUCGAGCACGCUUUUAAUCCACAAGGGGACACAUACGGAUGAAAAGCCAUGGAGUUGCGAGCUCUGUGACAAGACCUUUAAACGGCGGGCCAAUUUGAGGAAGCACCAGGUAGUUCACUCUGGAGAGAAGCCCCAUACAUGCGAUACCUGCGGGCAAAAGUUUAGACACAGGGAGAAUCUGAAAAGGCACAUGCGUAAUCACCUGGGCAUAAGGCCGUACAAGUGCAAGACGUGCGGCAAGCGCUACAGUCAGAAGAGCUCGUUGAAGGAGCACAUGCCAGUGCACGGAGCGUCCAAGCCUUUCAUGUGUGAGAAAUGUGGCAAGACUUUUGUGUACAACUACACACUCAGAAAUCACAUGCGAACACACGAGGGUUCUGUCGAAGAGUCUGGAGCUGAGAAGAACCCCCAGCGCUGCGAUGUCUGCGGCAAGUGCUACAGCACCACUUAUACUCUGAAAAUGCACCAGAGGAUUCAUUCUGAAAGUGAUCCUCUCACCUGUAAGGUAUGCGGCAAGACCUUCAGCAGCACAGCAGGCCUUUACACACACGAGCAGCAGCACUCUGGGCUGAAUGCGUCCGAAUGUGUAAUAUGCAAAAAGACAUUUGUCAACAAAGCCUAUCUGAAAGUGCAUAUGCUCCUGCACAAUAAUGAGAAACCCUACAAAUGUUCCAUUUGUCCAAAGGCCUUCAACCUGGCCAACGGACUGAAGAUGCACAUGCUCAUUCACACCGGGGAGAAACCACACAAGUGCGACAUAUGUGGAAUGUCCUUCCGCACCGCUGGAAACUUACGCAGACACAAGCGCGUUCACACCGGAGAGAAGCCGUUCAGCUGUGAAAUCUGCGGUAAAAGCUUCAGCCAGCCUAAUAAUGUGAGGGCCCACAUGCAGAUUCACACUGGAGUCAAACCGUACAGCUGUCAGAAGUGUGGGAAGAAGUAUGCUUAUCUUAGGAAUUACAACGAUCACAAAUGUAUGUGAUGCAGUGCCUAGCCUAAGCCAUUUAAUAUGGUCUUGCUGUUUAAUGGGCUUUGAAUGGUUUUUUUUAAUUGGCUUUCUUUCUAGUGUUACGAUUUAAACACUUGAAAUAUGACAGACCUUGUAGUUAUUUGACAAAUGUUAUUUAGCCACAGCAGACUGUUCAAAACCGUGUACAGAAUCAGGAUGAAUAAAUUUUCUCAUAUAAAAAAAA